Messenger RNA from Pisolithus orientalis, 2115 nucleotides. RefSeq names its product XPG I-region protein. The transcript is spliced from 7 exons. Gene Ontology annotation, cellular component: nucleus. The annotation marks the transcript as partial. Gene Ontology annotation, biological process: mismatch repair; DNA double-strand break processing; DNA recombination. Gene Ontology annotation, molecular function: 5'-flap endonuclease activity; 5'-3' DNA exonuclease activity. The record is from RefSeq and is a predicted model, not a curated record. NCBI's taxonomy places the organism in Eukaryota, Fungi, Basidiomycota, Agaricomycetes, Boletales, Pisolithaceae.
CAAACACUUUCCCUCAAUGCCUUAGCGGACACGCGCCUAGGAAUCGAUGCGCACUAUUAUUUGAAACAACUCGCUGAAAAUCCGCCCUCUCGCGAACCACUGCUUGCCGCGACAGGUGGUCUCCCGCUGGCGCUAACGACCCGUAUCGAAACCGAUCUCCGCACCCUCGAAAAACUUCGCAUUAAACCCGUCUUCGUCUUCCCUGGCCUUCUCCCUGCAAAACGCUGGAGGCAGCAGCAUCAUGUUGAUUGGGAGGAGGCAUGUAAAGCAAGGAGAGAUGCCUGGUCCAAGUAUGAAGCCGGUCAGGAGGAAGCAGCUAGUAAACUCUUCGAGGGACGUAGUGGACUUCAACCAUGGGAUCUGUGGCGCAUGGUCCUCAGAAUCUUUAGGCAUCGCAAUGUCGAGUUUCUCGUCGCACCCUAUGUGGGCUGGGCUCAGCUCAUUUAUCUCCAAAGGCAUCCAAAAUCCUACAUCCAUGCCAUUUUCGGACCCACAGAUACGCUUCUCUACCCUAGCGUCGACAAGUUGAUCACCUCUCUUGAUCUAACUGCUGCAGCGCCUACGUUCACUUUCGCGUCAAAACGUUCCAUCUUAAAUGACCUUGGGGUGACCGAGGAUCAAUUUCUCGACAUAGGUAUCCUAGUUGGAUUUGAGUAUGCAGCUCCUUUUCCUCCCAGCAUGCACGAACAGGGGUUCAGAGCUACCGUCGACAUGGUGAAACACUGGAAAUCAGGUUUCGCAGCGGUGACCGCCUACACCGAGCAUCCCAGCAUGAAGCCCGUGCAGUACCCGGACCAAUACGCGCGUACGCGUUCGAUGAUCAAAUAUUCCCUCGUAUUAUCCUCCGAAGGGACGGUCGUCCCGCUUCCUCUCGCUAUCACCAACAAUCCACCCUCCCUCGGCCCCAACCAUCAUCCACAUCACCCAACUGCGGCAGAUAUACCUGCGGACCUUCACGAGAUAUUCACCAACCGUCUUCCGGACGAGGUCUACUUUUACCUCUCACGCGGACUCAUGGGACCUCAGGCGCUCGUUUGGCUUACUAGCGGACAGAUUGUAGAACCGCCUCCACUAGACAACGGGGAAACGACCGAAUAUAGGCGCUUCGUGAAAGAGGUUAUCACAGACGGUCAGACGGUGUCGGGAAACUUUUGGUUUGAAGUACCUCAUACUGCGAAAGCUAUCCAGCUUAGUUCGCCGCAGACCGUGCAACUUGCCGAAAGAGUCUCCGGAUGGAACGUGGGUUACGCGAUCGUAGAAGAGGAGCUUAGACGACAGAACUCUUCUACGAUUGACUUUGCCCUGUGUUUGGGUGCGACAGCAACGGAAAAACUGGCGGCACGGACCAAGGGAAAGUCCCUUUCCAGCGGACAGUUGGAUAAAAAAGAUGAGUUGGUGGCCAACGUAAUAUGGCGAUUCCUUGAACUGAGAGGGUUCCUCCUCAAUUCUCACCUGCACUCACCCUUGGCAAGAGCCAUGUACACAGCAAUCAAACACGCACGGCUGAAUGACAAGUUCCAAGAGCCACUCUACUUAUUCUUGGAACUUGUGAGGGCAGGGGUAAUGCACGGCCACUUAUGGUCGGGCCGAGCAUUCAGUGGUGGGCCGAGUUUCGGUACCGAUGAUGAGAAAUCAUGUAUGUUGUUGGUCAUGAGAGUGCUAAGUAUUGUGCCUUUGAACUUCAAGCCCCAACCUUGGUCCGCCCCGUUAUCACGCGAACUACUCGUCUUCAACUCCUUCGUGCGAUCCCUGAUACGUGCACUGCGUACACUGCUGGAAAUGACGACGUUGAACAUGUUGUUACGCCAAGAAGCGCGCAAGGCAAGGGACGAUUUGUUGGACAUUGCGAUAUCGCUUCCUUUCCAGAAUGAAGUGAACACGGGCUUUGGGGUGCUCGCCAAGGUAUACUUGGAUGCUCUGACACAUUUGAAUAACCAGACGCGGGUACAAGAUCCCAUGGCAGAGGGAGUACAAGAGUAUAAGCAAGUGGCAUUGGAUAUCUGUGAAGACACGUUUCCGGGCGUGAAGUCGCCUAAAUCGGAAGUGGAACGAGGAUUCCGGUUCUGGGAUGUGGUAAGUUUGUUUCGUUUCGUUCUUCGGCGCGUGUGGGUGUAG